AUGCCGAGCCUGACCGACUCGAUCCGCUUGGCCACCCUGUACGAUUACCAGGGCGGCGACAGCUACUUCCACGUCCACAACACGUUCAUCGGUAUCCAGGCGACGUUGGUCCCGGAUAUUACGAUAUGGUUCAACAGCCCGGAGCAUUUCAUGUUUGAUGAAGGGCUCCACGCCCUUGCCGCUGACGCCCAGGAGCUGGGCACGAAAAUCGAAAAGAUCUUCGCGAGAGUCGAAGCACUUGGCGUAAAGAUCCCCGAACAUGGGCGCCAGGAGAAGGUGAACGAGCUCGUCAAGUUUUACGACACACUGGGAGAGGCCUACGAAAACCAAAAGAAACUCAUCCCAAUGCCCACCGCGUUCAGUCGGUUCACGAUCGAGGAGUUGCAGAAGGCGGCGCCGGCGUACGACUGGCUACACUUUAUCGGUUCCCAUCUACCGAAAGUGGUGCGUGACCGCAUCGAUAGCCAGACGUCAGUUCGCCUACACGCGCCGCUGAAGAACUUGGAGAAGCUCUCAAAAGUCCUGCUCGACACCCCGCGGCAUGUCGUCCAGAAUUUCCUGUUCAUGAACUGGGCCAAGGACCUGGAGCCGAAGCGGAAGGAGCGGGGGGAUGACUGCAAGGAAAGGAGGCUCGGCGACGAGAUGCGAAGCAUGUUCCACACGCUUUUUGACGAGAACACCUGGCUGAGCGACGAGUCGAAGGCGUUUGUCAAGAAAAAGCUGGACCAAAUCGACGUCAAAUACGGCUACAAUCAAAACGCCGUCGACGCCGAGCAGGUCGAUGCCUUGUACGAGAAUCUCCAAAUCCCCGCCAAAUGGAACCACCUGGAGCUCAUGCAAUUUGAGGAGCGAGCCGAGUGGCUGGUUUUUGAUUUGAAACUAAACGGUGAUCUCGGCAUGGAGGAGCCGCUCUUCAUCAAUGCGUUCAACCGCCGCGGUGAGCAGAUUGUCAUCCCCCUCGGCAUCAUCACCCAGCCCUUCUUCGACGCCACCUGGCCGAUCGAGUUCAACUACGCGGGCAUCGGCUUUGUGAUGGCGCACGAGCUUACUCACUCGUUCGAUAAUGCCACCGACCUCCCCGACGGGAACCCGGGCAACGACACCACCGAGUUCCUCGUCAAGCAGCAAUGCCUCGUCGACCAGUUCGACGUCAACUACACGAACCCUCGGCUCAAUGUCACGUUGCAGGUGGAUGGCUAUUCGCAGAAGCCGGAGACGAUCUCGGAUAAUAAUGGGCUGCGCGUGGCGUGGAGGGCGUACCUUGAGACACGCCGGAAGCUCUACGGCCGCAACCCACCGAAGUUGCCCGGGCUGAAGCAGUUCACCAACGAUCAGCUCUUCUUCCUGGCCCACACCCAGAUGUACUGUGGCCGACAGCCGACGCUCUACUCUCCCGCUGACGGCUGGAAGUUCAACGACGUCCACCCCGAGAACAGCGUCCGCGUCAACGAGGAGCUCAAGAACUUUGAGCCGUUCGCCGUCGCUUUCCAGUGCAAGCUGAACGCGACGAUGAACCCGGACCGCGAGGAGUGCAGAAUCUAUCGUCACCGCAACCGA
Molecule: messenger RNA, 1557 nt
Organism: Mesorhabditis spiculigera
Lineage: Eukaryota; Metazoa; Nematoda; Chromadorea; Rhabditida; Rhabditidae
Source: the annotation of a GenBank genome assembly